CUCAGUGACUGAGUGACCAGGACAUAGGCUGAGGUCAGGAUGCAGACAGCACGACUCGGGGUAGUUGCUCUUUGCUGCUGUGUGUGUGUGGUUACAGCACAGUUCACCAUCACUGUACCAGACAAUCCCAUUACAGCAGCAGCCGGAGGUACGGCUGUGUUUACAGUGAAACCGUCUGGUGAGGUGGGGAGCGGGAGCUGGAGUUUCGAUGGCAGGAAUGUACUUCUGUGGGUCGGGGAUAGCGUAUCUGUAAACUCUAAUUACCAAGGCCGGGCUGAGUUAUCUCUCCCCGACGUGUCUCUUCGGCUGAAAUCAGUGACAGUGACCGACCGUGGAAAUUACACUGUGACUUUGACCUCAGUCUCUGGCGAUUCAAAAUCAGCGACAGUCACCCUGAAGGUGGAGGAGAAAAUCACCAGCGUCACCGUAACACAGAACAUUCCCAACCCGAUAGAAUACACUGACAAUGUGACACUGACAUGUGAUGUUAAAGGCACUGUUGAGUCACGGUUGUGGUUUAAGGAUGAGAGAGCUCUCCACAGCAAUGACAGGAUCACAAUCUCCCAGGAUAAUGCCACCCUGACCAUCAUCAGUGUGACUAGAAAUGAUGGUGGAACGUAUCGGUGUGAGGCAAAGAACAGCUUUAGCUCUCAGUCCGGCAGCUACACACUGAGCAUUGCGUAUUCUGUUGGUGCUCAGGAUCAGAGCGCCACCAUCGCAGCCAUCACUCUCGGGGUUAUAUUGUUUGUGAUCAUCAUUCUCCUGAUUGCUGUUGUCGUCUACAGACAGUGUGGGCAUUCUGCUGGAGAUCCCGGAAUCUCUUCAACACGCAAUGAGGCACGAACAAUCUACCAGAAUGAGUCCAUCCAUAUGGGGAACCAGGAUAAUGAGGUCCCAGAUCGUCCAUAUGAGAGAAUAGGACCACAAUCUUCAGAGUACAGCAACCUGACAGUUGCUGCUCCCAAAGUGUAUGAGAACAUCAACAAUGUGCAAAGAGCAAAGAACAAAGAACUCGCUGAGGCCUCUGAUCCCAAUGCCACCUACACGACUUUACAGCCACAUGAUCAGUCCCUGUACAGUGACCUGAGAGGCAAAAUGGUUGGAUAACUGUCUGAACAGACGGGGACUGGAGCCGUGAAGUGCUGAUGUGCGGCUUAUUCAACCCCAACACGGCCGGGAUCAGCAAACCAUCUCCUCCCCCUCCCGUUCCCAGCACCUUCUCUUUGUGCAGUUGCUGGACUGGAGUCUGGCGGUUUGUAUCACCCACAGUUUGUUUCUCUGUGUUCAAGAACUCUGGAGCGUAAUUCUCAUGUGGUGCUCACAUGGUCCCACUCAGUGAUAUCAUCCACAGGUGUGGGGUAAACUCUAUCUC
Molecule: messenger RNA, 1372 nt
Organism: Callorhinchus milii (elephant shark)
Lineage: Eukaryota; Metazoa; Chordata; Chondrichthyes; Chimaeriformes; Callorhinchidae
Product: carcinoembryonic antigen-related cell adhesion molecule 1-like
Exons: 10
Coding region: 40-1107 (355 amino acids)
Source: RefSeq, a predicted model, not a curated record